This is a messenger RNA of Pleurotus ostreatus (oyster mushroom), 1464 nucleotides long. RefSeq lists its product as uncharacterized. The record is from RefSeq and is a predicted model, not a curated record. NCBI's taxonomy places the organism in Eukaryota, Fungi, Basidiomycota, Agaricomycetes, Agaricales, Pleurotaceae. Bases 1 to 1464 code for a protein of 487 amino acids. The transcript has 5 exons.
AUGUCCCAGAGCUCCCCCAAAUCGCAUGCCACGCCUAAACCUCCCGAUCAGAGUACAAAUACGCAUCCACCCCCUUUUGGUGCUCUCCGCUCACCGCCAUCCAAGCCAGGCGACCAAUUCUCAGUGGAGCUAGCUCAAAUGUGCUACGCUAAUGGCUCAAUCGAUCAGGCAGUCAAUGUCUGUCCAAUGUGCAAAGUCUUUCCAAACACUAGAUGUCCACACGUCCGAGAAGUGUGCAGUAACAGGACAAAUCACCCUCGAGCUGAUGUGGUCUGUCUAAAGAAUGCUGAAGUCGACUCAUUCAAUGGAUGUGGGUUCUGCAAGUGGGCACGCACUAACCCCCCUGCGAAAUUGGCCGGUUAUAAUAAUCCUGGUUGGCCUGGUUGCUGCCGUCCCCCAGGACCCAACGAGUUUAAGAUGAUUCAAGCAGCCGACUGGAUGGCAGUUAGCAAGGUCCACCACAUUCCAAUCCCAUCUGAGGUCAAGGCAGCCUUUGACGGCUUUGCAUCUCGGGGUAGCCCGACGCCUCCAUCAAAGACGCCCACAAUUGGACGCGGUGCUAGCGGCCGCUCCGCUAUGCCUUUAUUAGACAGACGCAAUAGUGGGAACACCAGUCCAUCCAACAAGACACCCUCAAAGUCGUCCACUAUGGCUAUACCGUCAAAGGGUCGUUCGGGUGGCAGCCCGCAGCAAGCCGUCUCAGCGCUCUUAAGAACUUCGAGUGGCAACCCAAUCUCCACCUCUGUCCCUUCUCCGUCCAACCUUGACUUCCAACGUCGCCUGAACCUGAAUGAUGCCGGGGAACGUCGCAUCGAGACUUCGCAGUCCGCUCACUCGUCACCGAAUCGCAAACACCUUGAUCUGGACGGUACCCCAAACGUCCACCGGCGAAGUGCUUCGAGCCGUCCCCACAUCAAUGCGGCAUCAUAUUCUCCGACCCCGUCUCACGGUACCGCACCGGGCCUCCUACCUCAGCCUUCAGAUGCUUCGCUCAGACGCCGAGCAUCCGUUUCAAACUCCAACCCUAUAUCAAGCGCAGUCCCUGGCUCACGCACGGACAGGUCACCCCCAACAUCAGCUCCUCGGAAUAGCGCUGCUAAGCGAGAGAACAUCAUUUCAAGCGCUUCGAGUAACAGCGGGAGCGAAGGGAGCGGCUCCAUGUCGGAUAAUACAGUGACAUCGGAUGGGGGAUUCACUGAUUAUCUAUCAGAUGAGUCAGAAGCUGAGUUGCAGCGUCAGGCCGAAGCUAGGGCAGCGGUGCUCGCCCAAAAUGCUGCAGAGGAGUUGGAAUUCAAGGCUGCGCGACAACAGCUUGCUCAUGUCGACCUUCGGCCACCUAAAUCUUGGAAUGCUACGAAGGAGGCCAACAGUGGCUCCAUAAGACUGCACCCAACAUCUCAUUAUGCUGCCCCUCCCUAUGCUGGAAUAUUCUCUGUUCCAAAUACUGCUUCACCUCGGGGUUAG